This is a messenger RNA of Colletotrichum tamarilloi, 258 nucleotides long. RefSeq lists its product as uncharacterized. The annotation marks the transcript as partial. NCBI's taxonomy places the organism in Eukaryota, Fungi, Ascomycota, Sordariomycetes, Glomerellales, Glomerellaceae. The transcript has 2 exons. The record is from RefSeq and is a predicted model, not a curated record.
GCGCCGCGCCAGCAAGUCCAAACAGCUCACCUUGACGAACAAAUUCAACUCUUUCCAUUGAUUGUUGGAAGAAAGACACCCACUGACGUUGAGGUCCUCCUGAAGAUCCUCCUUGCACAUCACCCACAAGCAUCGCCGCGCAAACGAUCCCGAGCCCAUCAUGAUUUCCGACAACGAUCUCUACCGCCUUGCGAUUUUCCUUGGCUCCGCCGCCAUGGUUCUCAUUAUCUUCUACCACUAUGUAGAAGUCAACAAUGA